UAUCUGAUACAGUAUAUAUAUUAAUAUCGGUUCUAACCAUGCUCAGUUAGUAUCUCCUUGGCAUCGCCCGCAUCCAGUACUCUAGUCUGGAGUUGCUUGUCUCUUUUCCCCGGCAGAUAAACAAUAAUUGCUCUGCUCUUCUCCGCUAUGGAACUUGGAUAGAAAAGCCACAAUACUACUUACUCACCACCUAGUUUCUCUGCCCGCCACGUCCAACCCAUUCGAACACGAGCACAUUCCAUUAUCACCACCAUGGCUGCUCCGCACUAUCGCAAAAUCGAGCUGCAAUCCCCCGCUGACCUCUCCUACCUCUACACCAACACCCUUGCGCUCUCCCGCCGCAAGCUCGAUCUGCAUCUUCCCCCCUCCGCCAGCGGCAAUGAUCCGGAUCCCAUGCGCGAGCGCGUCAGAGAACUAGUCGACGAGUUCAUCAACCGCACAUUCACGACCGCAUCAUCCUCAAUCGAAAUAAACGGUCUCGACUCCUCCUCUGCCCAAUUCCCAUUUCCAACCUCCUUCACCACACCAGAGACAGUUGAAUACGAGCCCUACGACGGAAAGCUCGCCUCGCGCCUCACAUCGCUCUACGCGCAGCUAGAGUCCCUAACUACUACCGUCGCGCAAUUGCGUCGAGACGCGCCCGGACGAGCUGCCAAGAACUACGCGCAGGAAUUGAAGAAUGCUUUACGGGAAGAUGACGAGGAGUUUGAGAAGGAAGAACUUGCCGAUGAGAGGGAACAGGAUGAUGCGGAUUUGCAGAUGACAGACGCGCCUAAGACGGAAGAUGAAUCGAGUAAUAAUGAUAAUGACAAUACUCAGAACCAGAACCAGGGUAUCUCCAGUACGACACAAAGGCCACUACGGCGCAGUCCACGCAUCAAAAGGGAGUGGAAGCUCUCCGUGCCCCUCGGCACCGCAGAGGAAGAAGCCCGCUGGCGGAACGGGGAAAUGGCAGAAGUAUACAGCGACGCAUUACGGACGCUUCUCCGACUACAAGGCGAGGCUGUGGUUGGCGAUGAGCACGAUGAAUCAGACUCUACUUCUUCCUCCUCCUCUAGAGGCAUCAAGGCUCUGGCCACGACGUUGGGCAAAGCAGAAAGAGCUGGUCGCGCGGCAGAUGUCGUCGAACAUAUGUGAUGGGCCAUUGUUUCUUUUUUCUUUUUAUUACGGAAAAAAAGAAAGAAAGAAAGAAACAUCACUUCUAUUUCGACACGAAACCGAAACUCGACCCCAGGCAGGCACAUGAUCAUUUGGGGUUUCCUCUGGAGUCUGGAUAUGGAUUUUGGCUUUCCUUUUUUUUUUUCCUUUCCUUUCCAGGACAGACCGCUUUUCCAUUGAAUUGUACAGUACAUAGUUUCCUUCUUCCUGGACGGACUGAUAACUAUGGCUGUUUGUGAGGUUUUACCAGGCAGAAAAAAGGCGAACAAGGCGUUUCCGGACUUACAAUUGCAGAUAUCCCUUUGAGAAGAAUUGAAGAUACCAAAAUCAAGUCAUAUCAAAUUAAUGCUCAAGACUUUUCUUUCUUUCUUUUUUUCCCCCUCGUUUAUCAUAAAUAAAGA
This is a messenger RNA of Paecilomyces variotii, 1559 nucleotides long. RefSeq names its product kinetochore protein Mis14 like-domain-containing protein. The transcript has 2 exons. Gene Ontology annotation, cellular component: MIS12/MIND type complex; kinetochore. Gene Ontology annotation, biological process: mitotic sister chromatid segregation. The record is from RefSeq and is a predicted model, not a curated record. The coding region runs from base 253 to 1137 and encodes 294 amino acids. Lineage: Eukaryota; Fungi; Ascomycota; Eurotiomycetes; Eurotiales; Thermoascaceae.